Messenger RNA from Eruca vesicaria subsp. sativa (arugula), 3769 nucleotides. NCBI's taxonomy places the organism in Eukaryota, Viridiplantae, Streptophyta, Magnoliopsida, Brassicales, Brassicaceae. The record is from the annotation of a GenBank genome assembly.
GGAAAAAGGAGAUGGUCCUCUGAGUUUUCUACCGGAUCUCAAACUGUGAGGGUAAAAAAUAAAAAAAUUGGAGGGAAAUUAGUGGAAGCGUUGAAUCGGGAUGGCUAGCUCGGGAGGUGGAUUAAGCGUUGAGUCAUCGUCGUCAUCGUCACCGUCUCUCCUUCGUGCACCCUCUAGGACCGUCACGCUUGGACGUAUUCAGCCUCAGGCUCCCACUUACCGUACCGUUUUCUGCAAUGAUCGUGAUUCUAAUCUCCCUGUCCGUUUUAAGGGUAAUUCAAUUUCGACAACAAAGUAUAAUGUUUUCACCUUUCUCCCCAAAGGUCUCUUUGAACAAUUUAGGCGCAUAGCAAACAUCUACUUUCUUGGGAUUUCAUGUCUGUCAAUGACACCAAUAAGCCCUGUAAAUCCAAUAACAAACGUGGCUCCUCUGUCGAUGGUGCUUCUCGUCUCUCUCAUUAAAGAGGCUUUUGAAGACUGGAAACGCUUUCAAAAUGAUAUGUCCAUAAAUAAUAGUACAGUGGAGAUCCUGCAAGAUCAACUAUGGGUACCUAUUCCCUGGCGGAAGGUGCAGGUCGGAGAUAUUAUCAAGAUAAAUAAAGAUGGAUUUUUUCCAGCUGAUAUUCUUUUCCUGUCCAGCACAAAUCCAGACGGUAUCUGCUAUGUAGAGACUGCAAACUUAGAUGGGGAAACAAAUUUAAAAAUUAGAAAGGCCCUUGAAAGGACAUGGGAUUACUUGUUACCUGAGAAAGCUUCUGAAUUUAAAGGUGAGAUUCAGUGCGAGCAGCCUAAUAACUCUCUGUACACUUUCACUGGGAAUCUUAUAGUAGAAAACCAGACUUUACCUCUCUCUCCGGACCAGCUUUUAUUGCGUGGAUGCAGUCUUAGGAACACAGAAUACAUUGUUGGGGCUGUGAUUUUUACUGGUCAUGAGACUAAGGUGAUGAUGAAUGCCAUGAAUAUUCCCUCCAAAAGAAGUACGCUGGAAAAGAAACUCGAUAAACUCAUUAUUACCAUCUUCUGUGUCCUUUUCACAAUGUGCCUGAUUGGAGCUACUGGCUGUGCAAUUGUGACGGAUCGUGACCAUGAAUAUUUGGGUCUGCAUAAACUAGAUUGGGAAUACCGUAACCGAAUGACGAUAGCAUUUUUCACCUUCUUCACUUUGAUCACUCUUUUCUCUACAAUUAUACCGAUCUCCUUAUAUGUUUCUAUCGAGAUGAUCAAGUUUAUUCAGUCAACUCAGUUUAUCAACCGAGAUCUUCACAUGUAUCAUUCUGAGACAGAUACUCCUGCCUCCGCCAGGACUUCGAAUUUAAAUGAGGAGCUUGGACAGGUGGAGUACAUCUUUUCUGAUAAAACUGGAACUCUGACAAGAAACUUGAUGGAGUUUUUUAAAUGUUCAAUUGGAGGAAUAAGUUAUGGAUGUGGUAUUACUGAGAUAGAAAGAGGAAUUGCUCAGCGUGAUGGCUUAAAAAUUCAAGAGGAACAAAGGUCGGCUGGUGCUAUAAGAGAAAAGGGAUUUAACUUCGAUGAUCCAAGGCUUAUGCGUGGAGGUUGGAGAAACGAACCCAAUCCCGACCUUUGCAAGGAAUUUUUUAGAUGCCUAGCCAUAUGCCACACAGUCCUUCCUGAAGGUGAUGAGUCCCCAGAGAAAAUCUUAUAUCAAGCUGCCUCUCCAGAUGAAGCUGCUCUAGUUACAGCCGCCAAGAAUUUUGGAUUCUUCUUUUACAGGCGUACUCCAACUAUGGUGUAUGUUCGUGAGUCUCACACGGAGCAGAUGGGAAAGAUCCAAGAUGUGUCUUAUGAGAUUCUUAAUGUUCUCGAGUUCAACAGUACAAGGAAGCGCCAGUCUGUUGUGUGUCGUUUUCCAGAUGGGAGACUCGUACUCUACUGUAAGGGAGCAGAUACUGUAAUUUUCGAGAGAUUGGCUGACGGGAUGGAUGAUGUUAGAAAAGUAACAAGGGAGCACUUGGAACACUUUGGAUCGUCUGGGUUGCGUACACUUUGCCUGGCGUAUAAAGAUUUAAAUCCUGAAGCCUAUGAUAGUUGGAAUGAAAAAUUCGUUCAGGCCAAGUCUGCUUUACGAGAUCGUGAGAAGAAAUUAGAUGAGGUUGCAGAACUCAUUGAGAAGGAUCUUAUCCUGAUUGGAUCAACUGCAAUAGAAGACAAGCUUCAGGAAGGGGUUCCUACCUGCAUAGAGACCUUAUCAAGAGCUGGGAUUAAGAUUUGGGUGCUAACAGGGGACAAGAUGGAAACUGCAAUUAAUAUCGCAUAUGCUUGCAACUUGAUCAACAAUGAGAUGAAACAGUUCAUUAUCAGUUCUGAAACUGAUGCAAUUAGGGAAGCUGAAGAAAGAGGAGACCAAGUUGAAAUUGCGCGUGUUAUUAAGGAAGAAGUAAAUAAGGAGCUGAAGAAGAGCCUUGAAGAAGCUCAACAGUAUCUGCAUACUGUAGCUGGACCAAAAUUGGCUCUCGUUAUCGAUGGGAAGUGUUUGAUGUAUGCAUUAGACCCGACUUUACGUGUUACUCUACUCAGCUUGAGCUUGAACUGUACUUCAGUCGUGUGCUGUCGUGUUUCUCCUUUACAGAAAGCGCAGGUUACACGCUUGGUGAGAAAAGGAGCCAAAAAGAUAACACUUAGCAUUGGUGAUGGUGCUAACGAUGUUAGCAUGAUUCAAGCAGCUCAUGUUGGUGUAGGAAUAAGUGGGAUGGAAGGAAUGCAAGCUGUGAUGGCUAGUGAUUUUGCCAUCGCUCAGUUUAGAUUUCUUACGGAUUUGCUUCUUGUCCAUGGACGGUGGUCAUAUCUUAGAAUAUGCAAGGUGGUCAUGUAUUUCUUUUACAAAAAUCUUACCUUCACUUUGACUCAGUUUUGGUUCACAUUCAGAACUGGAUUUUCGGGUCAAAGGUUUUAUGAUGAUUGGUUCCAGUCAUUAUACAAUGUUUUCUUUACAGCUCUUCCUGUGAUUGUCCUUGGGCUGUUUGAGAAGGAUGUGAGUGCAUCCCUUUCAAAGAGAUACCCUGAACUAUACAGAGAGGGCAUACGUAAUUCGUUUUUCAAGUGGAGAGUUGUGGCAGUUUGGGCUUCUUCUGCUGUGUAUCAAUCUUUGGUAUGCUAUCUCUUCGUAACUGCCUCAGCUUUUGACGGCAAAAACUCAUCAGGCAAAAUAUUCGGUCUCUGGGACGUGAGCACAAUGGUCUUCACCUGUCUAGUCAUAGCCGUGAACCUGCGGAUUCUUUUGAUGAGCAACUCGAUUACCAGAUGGCAUCAUAUCACAGUUGUAGGAAGCAUUUUAGCUUGGCUCGUUUUUGCUUUUGCGUACUGCGGGAUCAUGACGCCACGUACUAGAAAUGAGAAUGUCUACUUUGUCAUAUAUGUUCUUAUGAGUACAUUUUACUUCUACUUCACAUUGUUGCUUGUUCCGGUUGUUGCUCUUCUGGCAGACUUCAUCUACCAAGGGGUGGAGAGGUGGUUCUUCACGUAUGAUUAUCAGAUAGUUCAGGAGAUCCACAGGCACGAGCCUGAUAGCAGGCAUACAGAUCAACUGGAGAUAGCCAACGAGCUCUCACCAGAGGAGGCGAGAAGCUAUGCGAUAUCCCAACUACCUAGGGAACUCUCAAAGCACACUGGUUUUGCCUUUGAUUCACCUGGUUAUGAGUCGUUCUUUGCGUCACAGCUGGGUAUCUACGCACCACAGAAGGCUUGGGACGUGGCUAGGAGAGCUAGCAUGAGGUCACGACCCAGAGCACCCAAAGCACCAAAGAAGAAAUGA